GUGGCGGCGGUGCAAGUGGCGGUGGUGUUGCUGGUGUUGCUGGAGGGGGAUCGGCCGAGGGUGACAGGUCGGGCAGGAUCCACGACGAGGACGACGAGGACAUCACCGAGAGGGAGGACGAGGAGGAAGACGAGGAUCCUUGCAGCUCGCCCGAACCGGACCUCGAAAACGAGCCGGAACCAAUGGAGGUCCAAGCGUCGGCCGUCACUGCGGCGGCCGCCAAUCUUCACGCGCUCCGGCAACAUGUAUUCAAAAUGUCCGACUAUUGGCAACAACCUCAACGGGGCCCGCCCCAACAGUCGCCCGGUAUACAGCACAGCCCUAUCUCGAACGCGGCCCAACAGCACCAACAGCAGGUGCAGCAACAGUUGCACAGCCCGCUCAGCCAGCAGCAACAACAACAGCAGCAGCAACAGCAGCAGCAGCAGCAGGCCGUGCAACAGGCGAACGCGGGUUCGGGGUUAGGGCAGACGACCAGUCCCCAACAAAUGCAGCAGCAGCAGCAACAACAGCACGCGAUGUCGAUCGGGCAGCAGACGGGUCAAGGGGGGCAGCAUCAAUCGUCCCCGGUGUCCACCACACCCUCGCCUCAGGCCGAUCAUCAGGGUGCCAUCGCGUCGAGCAUGGCCCAGAGCCUUCACAGCCUGGCACAGGCGCAACAGACAAUGUCCCAGGCCUCGAGCCCGUCGCUCGCCGUCCAAGCGGUCCAAGCGGCGCAGGCACUCAAUCAAAACUUGGGCCAAGCGUUGACGCAAGCGUUGACGCAGAACAUGCAACAAAACCUAGGACAAACAUUGCAGCACAAUCUCGCGCAAAGCCUCACCCCGAGCUUGUCGCCCCAGCAACAGCAACAGUUGCUCAACCAGCCGCAGAAUCUGAGCCAGGCCAGCCAGAGCCUGCAGCAGAACAUCCAGAGCCAGGCGCAGAAUUUGUCGCAAACGUUGCAGCAACAGGCUCAGAAUUUGACCCAGAACCUCGGCCAGAGUUUAAGCCAACAGGCGCUGCAACAACAGGCGGCGCAAAACCUCACGCAAAAUUUGCAACAGCAGGCGCAAAAUUUGACCCAGAAUCUGCAACAACAGGCGCAAAACCUGACGCAGAAUCUGCAACAACAGGCGCUCAACAUGGCGGGCAGCAUCGCUCAGAACGGUGCCCUCGCCGGGAUGAACAUGACGGCCAGCCAGCAACAAAAUUCUCAAAACUCGAUGCUGAGUCCGGGCGCGACGAGCCAGGACUCCCACGACGCCAGCCUCACGGAAAAACUCGUCAACGAGCUGCAGUCUCGUGCCUCUGCGGCGGGACUUGGAGGUGCGGGAGGCGCCGGCGGAGGCGGAGGAAUGGGCAACAUCAGCGAACGCACCCUCGAGGAAUGCUGGUCCACCCUGCAACGAUUCUUCUCGCAGAUCUUCAUGCACAAGAGCGCGAUGCAGAUGCACGCGAGGGAGCUCGGCGCGGCGGGUGCACUGACGGGGAGAGCUGGCGGCGGCGUUGCGGGCGGACUGGCGGGGCUGGGCCCGAUCGGCGUUGGACCGGGCGGGAUGAUCGCCGGGAACGAGGUAAAGCCGCACCAGUGCCAGCAAUGCCUCAAGUCGUUCUCCAGCAACCACCAGCUCGUCCAGCACAUCAGGGUCCACACCGGCGAGAAACCGUACAAAUGCAGCUAUUGCGACCGCAGGUUCAAGCAGCUCAGUCACGUACAGCAGCACACCCGCCUGCACACGGGUGAACGUCCGUACAAGUGCCAUCUACCGGAUUGCGGGCGGGCAUUCAUUCAAUUAUCGAAUUUGCAGCAACACCUUCGAAAUCACGACGCCCAGGUGGAACGGGCGAAGAACCGGCCGUUCCAUUGCAACAUCUGCGGCAAAGGCUUCGCCACAGAAUCCAGCCUUCGUACCCACACGUCGAAGUGUUCCAAGUACCCGUGGCAACGAUUAAAGGAGUUGCAACAGCGUGUUGUGUUCCAGCAACACGCCGCCCUGAUCGGCGGCCCCAACGCGACCAGCUGUCCCGUCUGCCACAAACUCUUCCUCGGUGGCGAAGCUCUCAUGGAGCACAUGAAGCACACCCACAAGGAUCCCAAUGCAUCCGGCGUUGCCAUUCCCUCCGCUGACUGCACAACCUCCGUUGCCGGGGUUUACCUAGCGAAGCGACGGACCGCCAACCACCCGUGUCCAGUGUGCGGAAAACACUACGUCAACGAGGGUAGUCUUAGGAAACACCUGGCCUGCCAUCCUGAGACCAGUCAACUAAGCACAAGCCUCAGAAUGUGGCCGUGCUCGGUGUGCCAAGCCGUCUUCACUCACGAGAGCGGUUUGUUGAGUCACAUGGAGCACAUGAGAAUGGACCCCAAGCAUCAGUUUGCGGCGCAAUACGUUUUAAGUCGCGCCGCCGCCGAGAGGCGAGAGAGAGAAAUCCUCGCGUCUUCGAGUUUAGGUGCGGGUUUGGGAGUGUUGGGAAGUCAAACAGGCGGACCUCAAAAUUUGCAACAACCACCAAUGUGCCCUUCGCCGUCGGCUCAUUCGGACAGCAGCAGUGGAAACGGAAGAUUAUCGUCAGCCGGUAGUGAACCUGACUUUUGCGCAGGUACCGGUCUGCUGAAUAACAACAACAAUAACAACAAUAACAACAUGGCGUCACCGGGGCCGAGCGGUAACAAGCUGAGCGAGAUGCUACGCGCUGGAAGUCAACCGGGCUCCGCGCAACAAUACCACGACGAGAUGCAGUCGCAGCAACAACGGAUGACGGCAGUGAUGGCAGCCGCCGCCGUGUCAGCGGGUUUGCAAAACUCGGUGUCACCGAAUCUGUCGCCGGUCGACAUGGCGUCCCUGGCGGCUGCGAUGAGGAUGGGCAACAACGGUGACAUGAGCGGCGGUGCCCAAGGAUCGACGGGGCCUCAACAGCAGGGAGUACAAGCUACCGGACCGGAACAAACUCUGAGAAUGCAUCAGGCGGAAGCGUUGCUGCGCUCUCAAGCCGAGGCCGCGCUCAGGCUGGCUGUGUCGCAAGCAGCAGCGGCGGCUGCCAGUUCCGCGGUCGGUGGGGACAUGAGACAUCAUUUGGGCCAGCAUAACGGGGGUAGCACCUCUGGCAUGCCUGGACACCACACGAACCAACAGAUGUCUCAACAAGACACCUUACCGCCUGACCUUGGGGAAGCGUUGCGAUUGCAAGAGCAACGAUUGGAACAAGCCUUGAGGCUUCACGGUGAUCCUCGGGCCUUGAGUUUCACUCUCCAGCACGUGGUCAAUCAGCAGAACAAUCAGCAACCAUGAAAAUUCAGUUACUACUGAGACGAGUGGACCCCUUGGACGUCGGAUCAGACGGGCCUGCAGCAAGUCGAACGACUGAAUCAGCAACCUCUUCAAGGGGUUGAACGUCAGUUGGCGCUCAACGAGCAACAACAGCAGCAAGGCUCGUCCGGCAUCGGUCUUCACCACCAUCAUCAACAGCAGCAGCAGCAGCAGCAGCAGCAUCAACACCAGCAUCAACAUCAGCAACAACAACAUCAUCAACAACAGCAGCAGCAGCAGCAGCAGCAGCAGCAUCAUCCUGAAGAUCGUGGCGUGAAGAGGAAGGCCGACGAUAUGAUCGGUAACUCUGACAACGUGUAAAGAACGACGUACAACUCGACGUGAAGAGAAAAGAAACGCGCGUUUGCGCGCGUUUUUCUUCCAUCGUCGAUUCUACGUCGAUUCUACGUGAACACGCGAGGCCGAGAAUAAGAAAAAAGGCGUUCAAGUGUGGUCAUCCGCGAAAUUAUUUCCGUCUCAGCAGUAGUAAACGAAAUUAUUAUUAUUAUUGUAUAUUCCAUAUACACACGAGGAACCCGGUGAUCCUGAAAAAUCGGGCCGAUUUCCACCCGAUUUUCGACCUCGGGGAGAAUUAAUAAUAUCCUAUUUCCGCUCGCGGCCCUCCUCGUGGGGCCGCGAAACGCGACCGGUGAAACGCUUCUCUCCGACAAAGACAGAGUGAGAAUCUUAAGGGGGGGGGAGGAGAGAAGGUUAACGGUCGAUAAAUACGUAUCUAGAUAUCCGUUACACGGUGCGUGAGGACGGCAACCAGCGGCCAAUGGUCUUUCUUCUUUCUCAGCAACGCGCGAAAAAUCUCAAAAUUCGCGCGGAUCACGUUGUUCCUACUUACUUCUUACGGUCCUGGAUCCUAGAGUUCCUAGAACGACGACGCUCGCCGCAACACGGGAAGGGGGGGGAAUCUCCUCGAUCGUCCCUCCCCGACUCGGCCCCUCGAGGGGGAGGGGGAGGGGGACGAUCCAGGAGGGAUCCUCUCUCCCCGUUUUCUCGAGCGAAUAAUCAUUGUUCUCGUUGAGUCGCUCUUCUCUCAGAAUUCGCAGGACUCAUUGGUCGCGCUGGUCGCCCGGAAUCACCCCUGAAACGUGCCAUAAUUAAUAAUCCGAACGAAUGAAACGAAAGAGAGAGAAAGGAAGGAAGGAAGGAAGGAAGGAAGGAAAAGAAAAGAAAAAGAAAAGAAACUUCUGAACGCGACUUCCGAGAAUCACUCCCCCCCUCCCUCCCUCCCCCCGGUGAGGUGAAAUUGAAAAAAAAAAUCCGCCGGGAAAAUUGAAGGAAGGGGAGGGGGAGGAGGGUCGAUCUCGGACAGGGCGCGGGCACUACGAUGGGUUUUUUUUAGUACAAGAGCCGAAACAAAAACACUUAGACUCUGUCCUAGAGAGACAAGGCAAAGCCUAGGUCUAAAGGGAUCAACAGGUCUAAGGCCACCGAGAGCGACAAGCGCCGAUAUCAGAUCCCGACGAUUCGGGCUUGAUCUCUCUAGGCUCAAAAAAAAAAAAAACAAAACUAAA
Apis laboriosa (Himalayan honeybee) is the source of this 4816-nucleotide messenger RNA. It is a transcript of the gene dati, whose product is annotated as zinc finger protein 853-like. Gene Ontology annotation, biological process: regulation of transcription by RNA polymerase II. The transcript has 13 exons. Gene Ontology annotation, molecular function: DNA-binding transcription factor activity, RNA polymerase II-specific; RNA polymerase II transcription regulatory region sequence-specific DNA binding. NCBI's taxonomy places the organism in Eukaryota, Metazoa, Arthropoda, Insecta, Hymenoptera, Apidae. Gene Ontology annotation, cellular component: nucleus. The record is from RefSeq and is a predicted model, not a curated record. Bases 183 to 3272 code for a protein of 1029 amino acids.